Messenger RNA from Loxodonta africana (African savanna elephant), 3793 nucleotides. RefSeq names its product heparan sulfate-glucosamine 3-sulfotransferase 3A1 (gene HS3ST3A1). The coding region runs from base 688 to 1908 and encodes 406 amino acids. NCBI's taxonomy places the organism in Eukaryota, Metazoa, Chordata, Mammalia, Proboscidea, Elephantidae. Gene Ontology annotation, molecular function: [heparan sulfate]-glucosamine 3-sulfotransferase activity. The record is from RefSeq and is a predicted model, not a curated record. The transcript is spliced from 2 exons.
GACAGGUCCCACGCCGCCGGGCUCCGCCGCGCGGCUCGCAGGUGGGGCCUGAGAGCACUUUGGAGCGGCAGGGCGCGCGCUCGGGCAGAGUGGCUCAGGGAACCUCGCACCCGGGCUAAGAGGACCCCAGUCUGGGAGGAGAGAGCGCGCUCAGGCCGGCCAGGGAAUUAGAGGAAGCGGGGCUGGAGUACAGUCCCUCGCCGCUGCCUGGAGCGCACGGAGCUCCGCGGCCCGGGAGCCGCGCAUUCCCUCACCCGGACCGAGCGCGGGAUGCACGACCGUUGAGCGGAGAUCCGCGCCUAGAGGCCACACGGGCCGGGCUGAGACACAAGCCUCCGCCAGCACCUCCAAGAUCCCAUCCCGGCGGCGCUCCGGGAACUGGGGCGCCCAACGCCGCCCCAAGGCUCUGGAGACUUGGGCGCGUCUGAGACGAUGGUUUCCUAAGCACGGCCACCCGUCCCCUCCUGUCCUCUCGACUGGAGACAGGGGUCCCGUGUUGGGCUCCUGGAUCUCCGUCCCCCGGAGGAGCCCCGGCCGCCGCCUCCCGGACAGCUCUCACGGCCGCAGGGGCGCACGGGCGAUGUGGCCUCCGUCCAGCGCGCGGGCCCGCCCGGGGCAUGUCAUGGCACCUGGCGAAGUCGCGGCCUAGCAUGGCCCACUCGCGGCCCGACGUCGCCUCCGGCUAGGAUGGCCCCUCCGGGCCCGGCCGGCGCCCACCCCACCUCGGCGGAGCCGCUGUCCCGCAGCCUCUUCCGGAAGUUUUUACUGAUGCUCUGCCCCCUGCUCGCGUCCCUUUACGUCUUCUACUGCCUGGCCGAGCCCUGCCAGACCCUGUCGGGCCCCGUGGUGGGGCUGUCCGGUGGCGACGAGGAGGCAGGGGCCCCGGGUCGCCGGGUCCUGGCUGGCGGCCCGAGCGAGCUGGCGGUGUGGCCCGCGGCAGCGCGGAGAAAGCGCCUCCUGCAGCUGCAGCAGUGGCGAAGGCGCCGGCCGCCCGCGCUGCGCGACGACGGCGAGGAGGCGGCCUGGGAAGAGGAACCCCCCGGCCUGGCAGGGGGUCCCGGCGGCUCGGGGGCCGGGAGCAGCGUGGCCGAGGCCCCGGCGGGGACCCUAGCCCUGCUGCUGGACGAAGGCCACAAGCAGCUGCCGCAGGCCAUCAUCAUCGGCGUGAAGAAGGGCGGCACGCGGGCGCUGCUGGAGUUCCUGCGCGUGCACCCCGACGUGCGCGCCGUGGGCGCCGAGCCCCACUUCUUCGACCGCAGCUACGACAAGGGCCUCGCCUGGUACCGGGACCUGAUGCCGAGAACCCUGGAGGGGCAGAUCACCAUGGAGAAGACGCCCAGUUACUUUGUCACGCGGGAGGCACCGGCACGCAUCUCGGCCAUGUCCAAGGACACCAAGCUGAUCGUGGUGGUGCGCGACCCCGUGACCAGAGCCAUCUCGGACUACACGCAGACGCUCUCCAAGCGGCCCGACAUCCCCACCUUCGAGGACCUGACGUUCCGAAACCGCACGACGGGCCUCAUCGACACGUCGUGGAGCGCCAUCCAGAUCGGCCUGUACGCCAAGCACCUGGAGCACUGGCUGCUGCACUUCCCGCUGCGCCAGAUGCUCUUCGUGAGCGGGGAGCGGCUGAUCCGAGACCCGGCCGGCGAGCUGGGGCGCGUGCAGGACUUCCUGGGCCUCAAGAGGAUCAUCACCGACAAGCACUUCUACUUCAACAAGACCAAGGGCUUCCCCUGCCUCAAGAAGGCCGAGGGCAGCAGCAAGCCCCACUGCCUGGGCAAGACCAAGGGCAGGACCCACCCCGAGAUAGCCCCGGAGGUGGUGCGGAGGCUGCGGGACUUCUACCGGCCCUUCAACCUCAAGUUCUACCAGAUGACUGGGCACGACUUCGGCUGGGAUGGAUAACCAUAUAAUUUAAAAAGAAAAAUAUUGAAAUAUAAUAUAUUUUUUUACCAAUUGGUAGAGGAGAGGCAGUUUAGUAUUUGUGCUGAAAAUAUUUGUUUCAGUAUUUUUUUCCGAUGAAUGUUGAGAUUGUUCUCACCCCGGCCCUCACCUCAGUGUGUAACCAACACCAAACAUUUGGAUAAAAAAUGAAAACUUCACUCAUCCAAAUACUUUCAGUUCUCAGCGUUUAUUUUAUCUAUUAUAUACACAACCGUAAACAAUGAGGAUCAGUUGUCAUUAAAAGUUUUAAGGAAAUCCUGAGGGUAAAAAUCUCUAUUUUUUUUUUUUAAACAAAGUCCCUGAUAAAAUGGAUAUUUUAUCAGUGUUGUGUUUCCUCCUUUAAUUUUCCCUGUGCCCUUUUCUCAGACCAUUUCCCACGUGAUAAUGCUGUAUGUUUGUACGUCACUCCAUUUUUUUCACAAUGGCUUCAAGUACAUCUUUUUUUUUAUUCUUACACUAUGUAGUUUAAGAACAAUAAUAUAGAGAUGAUUACCCCCAUUUUACAGAUAAGAAAACUGAGUCUCAGGCAGCUUAGAUGAUUUGUCAUUUUAUCAUGAAGCCAAAUGGUGGUCUCUGAGCAAAAUCCCAUCUUCCACUUGUUCCCUAUGUCAUGCCACUCCUUCUGGGGAGAAUGGCCAAUAAAGGCAUCACUGUCUUUAGAAAGAUUGCUUGUUUUUGGAUGAUCUGAGAAGGCACAGGGUUUCUGUUGCUUUGUAAAUUCCAAGGUACCCUUGGGGCCCAGGCUCAUUACACAGCGGGGCUUGUCCUCAAGGGUACCACUCACGCCUGGGCACAACAACCUUUCAGGGCCAACCUUGGCUUGUUGGAGUACCUCGUGAUGUGGAGAUCUCAGCUUGAUUGACGUUGAGAGAAAUUAUUGGAUUCUUUUUUUUUGUAUUGAGAACAAGAGGGACAGCCCCACUAGGAACAGGCCAAGAUGUGGCAGGAACAUAACUUAAUCAUUUGUUGAUUUGAUUGUCAUUUUUUAAAAAGAAAAACCCACGUCAGUAAUAGCUUACAAGCGUAAGUGCUGGUUUUCUUUCACCUCUUUUUAAAGAAAGAACGCCUGCCUCUCUACGUAUCUCGUUUCUGACCUUGGAGAUAGUGCUAGAAAAUUUCAGUUAAAACUUAUUUUUAAUGCUUCAUUUUUCAUGGAUGGAGAAUCCUCACUUUGCCACUUUAUCUUUUUUCCCAUUCCUUACUCAUACUGGUUAUAACCUAAUGUUCAUUAAUAUUUGGGAAAUAUUCUAAGAAAUAUUGAUUUGGGUAAAAUGAUGGCUAAUCCUCUUCUCCUGUGUGUUCUUGCCCAUCCCCCAUUUAAAUUGCUCGAAUAAAUCAACAGUUUAUUAAGAGUAUUCCUUUCCUCUCUGAGUGGGCGUUAACAAGACUAGCAUUAAUGAGAAUUAAAUUGGUUUGGAGAGAAGCACAUAUGCCCAAAAUAUAUAAAACAUUUGUAAUUACUCUGUCAACAACGUUUUAUUACAGGUUCAAACCCAAGAGGAAAAUGUCUCCUGUCUCAAGGAAGUUUCUUAUAUCUGCCGAUACUUAAAGUACUCUAAAACAAUAUGCCUUUUUCUUCUCCAAUGUUGUCAGUCACAAGAAAUUAAAAGUUACUUUAAAAUAUGCAUCACAAUUGUGCACUUACCACAGACGCUAUAGCCUGCGAUGUACUUUUUUAAACUGUGUUUUAGGUGAAAGUUUACAGCACAAACUAGUUUCUCAUUCAAAAAUUUAUACAGUAAGUGUUUUGAGAUGUUGGUUGUAAUCCCUGCAAUGUGUCAGCACUCUCCCCCUUUCCCUUCCCAUCCCAGGUUCUCCAUGUCCAUUCCUCCAGGUUUCCUGUCCC